CAUGGAGCCCGGGGCAGGUCUUGGAAGAGUGGAGUUCUCAAUGAGAAGCUUGUGAAUCGUAUGGACAGAAGCAUUGCGUUGUGUACCAAGGAGGGUCCAUCAAGCACAUUUUAAUUCGAGGCACAAUUUGAAAAAGCGACUUAAUUGUUUGUUUGGUUUUUUUUUGUAGAGUUUAAGUGCACGUGUAGAAACAAAGCUGAGCUGUAAAGCGAAAUCUUAAAAGUGAGGGAACGUUGCAUACAUUACGUGUUUCUGGAUGUUGGAAUAUUUCUACUUGACCAAAAGAAAAACUUCAAGGGAGCUGAAAGUAAGCCUCUUUACGACUGCGUUUGUGUGCUCAAUGUGCAGUAGCGCGAACUUGCGGAACAAUCGGGAUUUUUUAUUUUGUUUUUCAACAGAACUACUUAACUGAGAAAGUUUUUUUCGGUGAUCGCAUUUCCUGAAGUUUAAAUGUGUUAUCUUGGGAAGACUGCAGCUGUCUCCUUACGGAAUAGGGAAGAUUCCUGAUUCGAGUGCGCGGUAUGCAGACAACAAAGAGAAAAUUGCGGUUUCCUAUUAUGUGGGUAAUAAUUGAGGUCUAAAUUUUAUAAACAGUUGGAGUUUUGUGAAGGUGGUCAGUUUCGUAUACAGCGUUUUUUUAUCCACUGAUACCGGAAAGCUGGAAAAAGAAAUGGAGUGGUUAAGUCUCUUCGCCUGGGAAACAAAGGGAUGUCGAGACAACCUGGCUGUCUGACUGACAACGAGCCCAUGCAACGAAACCCGUGCAAAAAUGGACGAGGAAGGCUCCACGUUGGACAAUAAGCUUGCAAAAUGACUGAAACGAAGGCUUUUCUUUGAUUUUUUUUUUAAUUGAAUAGGGUGCGCACAGGCCGUCAGUGCGGAUUAAAAUACAAACGUUAAAGCAGUUCGGGAUUAAAAAAAAAUUGUUCCGAUGGUAACAUCUGCAUUUUAGUCGUCUUGUUCGAAACAUGCGUAUUUAUAACUAUUAAUUAGACAUGAAGAACGUUUGCGCUGAGAAUUUUUUGCAAGUGAUUGCAAUUCUGCUUCUUGGAAGUGGCUGCUCGGCUCUACCCCUCGGCUGUAAACCCAGCGAGGAGCGUCCAAAAAGCACUGGAAAAACCACCCAAGUCGUGGAGGGGAAAGUGGUCUGCAGCAACAUAGAACUUGAUCAGCUAUUGCCACCGGAGACGUUACCAAACGGAACAGUGACCCUGAUCCUAAGCAAUAAUAAAAUUCAGGAAUUGAGGAAUGGCUCGUUUGUUGGUCUCUCAGCACUGGAAAGACUGGAUCUGAGAAACAACAUAAUAAGUCACAUAGAGCCGGGAGCUUUUCUGGGACUGCAGGCUCUCAAGAGACUCGACUUGUCUAAUAACAGAAUUGGCUGCCUGAAUGUGGAUAUUUUUAAAGGCCUCCAGAGUCUUGUUAGACUAAAUCUUUCAGGGAACAUAUUUUCUUCUCUGUCUCAAGGCAUCUUUGACAGUCUUGACUCCUUGAAAACCCUAGAGUUUCAAACGCCGUACCUUCUUUGUGACUGCAACCUGCUGUGGUUGAUACGCUGGAUGAAGGAGAAGAAUGUCAGCACGCGGGGAACUAUAUGCUCGUACCCGCGUUCUCUCCAGGGCCAGCUGGUGAAUGCUGUCAUGCCAGACCGUCUGACAUGUGAUGCUCCCCUUGAGCUGCCGUCUUUCCAGAUGACACCAUCUCAUCGUCAAAUUGUGUUCAAGGGUGACAGCCUGCCCUUUCAGUGUAUGGCUUCCUAUAUCGAUGAGGAUAUGCAGGUUUUGUGGUAUCAGGAUGGAAAAAUAGUGGAACCUAAUGCUUCCCUGGGAAUUUUCAUUGAAAAGAGGAUGGUGCAGAACUGCUCGUUGAUUGCAAGUGCCCUUACCAUUUCCAACAUCCAGCCUGGCUCGACGGGAAACUGGGAGUGUCGUGUGAGGACAAGUCGAGGGAACAAUACCAGAACCGUUCACAUCGUGGUCUUGGAGAGCUCUGCUAAGUACUGCCCUCCAGAGAGAGUGGUGAACAACAGAGGAGAGUUCAGCUACCCUGGCUCUUCCCCUGAUGACAGGAGAGCCUGGCGAAGGUGCGACAGGGGUGGCUUUUGGACAGAAGAAGACUACUCUAAGUGCCAGUAUGCCAACGAUGUCACCCGUGUGCUGUACAUAAUCAAUCAGAUGCCUCUAAACCUGACAAAUGCGGUGACGACGGCGAGGCAGCUGCUGGCCUACACCGUGGAAGCGGCCAACUUCUCUGACAAGAUGGAUGUCAUCUUUGUGGCUCAGAUGAUUGAGAAGUUUGGAAAAUUUGCCGAGAAGUAUAAAGAGCUGGGAGAUGUUAUGGUGGACAUCUCCAGUAACCUCAUACUGGCUGAUGAGAGAGUUCUGUGGAUGGCUCAGAAAGAGGCUAGAGCCUGCUCACGAAUUGUGGAGUGCUUGCAGAGGAUUGCCAGUUAUCGACUGGCCAGUGGGGCCCAGGUUUAUUCCACUUACUCUCCGAAUAUUGCUCUGGAGGCGUAUGUGAUCAAGGCCAGCAGUUUCAAUGGAAUGACCUGCACGGUAUUCCAGAAAGUCACCCCAGACCGCACAGGACUGGGCGAGUUUAGCAGGAGGGACCCAGAUAUGAAUCUGGACAAACAGCUGAGCUUCAAAUGCAACGUCACAAGCACUCUGUCUAGCCUGGCGCUUAAGAACACUAUUAUAGAGGCCUCUAUCCAGCUGCCUUCAACUCUGUUCUCUCAAUACACCACUGCCGGCCAACCAGAUGAAGCCUAUUACAAGCUACAGCUCCUAGCCUUUAGAAAUGGAAAACUUUUCCCAACCACUGGGAAUUCGACAGUGCUGGCUGAUGACCGGAAGAGGAGAAGUGUGGCAACCCCUGUCAUCCUCGCAAAGAUAGAUGGGUAUCCUCUGAAAAACCUGCGGAACCCAGUGAAUGCCACCCUGCGGCGGUUUGCCCAUGGUGUGGACGCGGUAGCGGCUUACUGGAACUUCAGCCUCCUCAACGGACAGGGGGGCUGGGAGUCGGAAGACUGCCGCAUCCUCUUCUCUGAUGACAACUUCACCACUAUUUCCUGCAGUUCACUCAACAACUAUGCAGUGCUAAUGGACCUAAGUGGAGGAGAGUACUUUACCUUAACAACUGAGCUGCUUCAUCCAGUCAUCUACGCUACUGCCGUGAUACUUCUGCUGUGUCUGCUGACAAUAAUUGUCAGCUACGUGUACCAUCACAGGUCUGUCCGAAUCAGCCGGAAGUGCUGGCACAUGCUUGUUAAUCUGUGCUUUCACAUUCUCCUGACUUGCGUGGUAUUUAUCGGAGGCAUUAAUCAGAUGCGCAACACCAGCAUUUGCCAGGCAGUGGGGAUCAUUCUGCAUUACUCCACACUGGCCACUUUGCUGUGGGUGGGCGUGAUGGCCAGGAACAUCUACAAGCAGGUGACCCGGAAGGCAAAGAGAUGCGAGGACCUGGACGAGCCCCCUCCCCCACCGAGGCCCAUGCUCCGGUUUUACCUAAUAGGUGGAGGAAUUCCUGUCAUUGUCUGUGGAAUAACUGCUGCAGCAAAUAUAAAAAAUUACGGAAGCCAAGUGAAUGCACUAUACUGUUGGAUGGCAUGGGAGCCCAGCCUUGGCGCGUUCUAUGGCCCAGCGGGAUUCAUCAUCUUCAUAAACUGUAUGUAUUUUCUUAGUAUCUUCAUCCAACUAAAAAGGCACCCGGAAAGGAAGUAUGAGCUCAAGGAGCCAGCAGAGGAGCAGCAGCGCUUGGCAACCAACGAGCACGGAGAGACCAACCUCAAUGACUCUCUGUCCAUCUCCCAGGGCAAUUACUCGGCCGUCUCUCUGUCAGCCCUGGAGAAUGAGCACACUUUUCCAGCACAGCUGUUUGGUACUAGCUUGACCCUGCUGCUGUUUGUGGCUUUGUGGGUUUUUGGGGCUGUGUCGGUCUCGCAGGAUUACCCAGUAGACCUCAUCUUCAGUUGUCUUUUUGGGGUGGUGGCAUUGGGCCUGGGUGCCUUUUUAGUGGUCCACCACUGUGUCAACAGAGAAGACAUGCGCCGUUAUUGGAUCUCUGCCUGCUGUCCUGGGAGAAGCACUUAUUCUGUGCAAGUGAAUGCUCCUCCAGUGGGUUCAAGCAGCGGGAAUGGUGAGGCUCCUAAAUGUGCUAACAGCAGCGCUGAAUCCUCUUGCACGAACAAGAGCGCGUCCAGCGUUAAAAAUUCCUCCCAGGGCUGCAAGCUGACUAAUCUGCAGGUUGAGGCGGCUCAGUGCAAGCCAAAUCCUGCCCAUAGCAAUGGGGCAGCCCAGGUGGAUAACAGCCUGACAGAGCAUUCGUUGGACAAUGAAAUUAAAAUGCACAUUGCACCAGUUGAGGUUCAGUUCCGUCCAAAUGGGCACCCGGGCAGGCACCAUAAAAACAGGACUAGAGCCCACCGAGCCAGCAGGCUGACGGUGCUGAGAGAGUAUGCCUACGAUGUUCCCACCAGCGUGGAAGGGAGCGUACAAAACGGCUUCCAUAGAAACCGUCACAGCAGCUAUGACAGCCACACGAGAAACCGCCGAGCCGCCUACUUGGCCUACAGAGAGCGGCACCAGAACCAGUUCCAGCAGGACAGCAGCGAUGCCAGCACCACAAUGCCCAGACGCAGCAGGAGCACUGAUAAAGGAGGAGGUGGCGGCACAGGGGAAGUAGGCUGUGGAAUAUCAGACACAAGCAAAGACAGCUUAAAGCAACCAAUCCUUGAAAUUGAGAGCCAGAAGUCAUAUGGCCUGAAUUUGGCUUGUCAGAAUGGACCACUUAAAGACAGUGGGCAAAAUGUGCCAUUAAUCAACGCAGAUAACACUGGCAAUAUAAGGACUGGCUUAUGGAAACAUGAAACUACUGUGUAGUGAUCAUUUCUUUUUAAUACCACCCUAUUUACUAUUCCCUGAACUGUGAAAUACAUUAUUUCGAGCUUUAAUCACUGUUUAAGUGUUCUGCAGGUGUCUAAAAUAUUUAAUGUAUAAAAAGUCAUGAUGAUUCAGUACGUGAAGCUGUCAUGCUUGUAUAUUUCAGUAAAAUGAUAAGAGUGUGAAAAUGAGUCAAGUCACACUUGAUUGUACGAGGGCACGUUUAUCACACUUGUAAAUUGUCUAUUUUUUAUAUUGUCGGAUCCUGUUUAAUAUACUAUUUGAAUUUUGUAAUUUUUAUAUGUGACACUGCAUGAUUCGUGCUGUUGCCCUGUGAGUAUAACGGGGGCAAGUCAAUUCUUUUUUCAUAAUAAACAGAAUGUGUUCAAUUGCAGUUAAACUCAA
This is a messenger RNA of Lepisosteus oculatus (spotted gar), 5285 nucleotides long. The record is from RefSeq and is a predicted model, not a curated record. Lineage: Eukaryota; Metazoa; Chordata; Actinopteri; Semionotiformes; Lepisosteidae.